Molecule: messenger RNA, 930 nt
Organism: Neohortaea acidophila
Lineage: Eukaryota; Fungi; Ascomycota; Dothideomycetes; Mycosphaerellales; Teratosphaeriaceae
Product: mitochondrial ATPase inhibitor, IATP-domain-containing protein
Exons: 2
Coding region: 345-749 (134 amino acids)
Biological process (GO): negative regulation of ATP-dependent activity
Cellular component (GO): mitochondrion
Molecular function (GO): ATPase inhibitor activity
Source: RefSeq, a predicted model, not a curated record
AGGAUGAUGUCCCAAAAAUCUCCAGAGCAGCCCCACUACAAUGAUCGCAUCGCCCGCGUGCCCCUCCAAUGCGGAAGCAGCCGGGAUGGCAUGGCAUGGACGUGGAAGGGUUUGUCAAGAAGGCGUGGAUGGGUCUGUGCAAGCGCAGGGCUAGAAAGAUGGAAGUAGGUUGUCCCGAUUAGCAAAUCAGUGUCUUGUACUACAUGUACUGCGAUCAAGGAAGAGCUUACGGAGGAGUCGGUGUCAUCUUUGAUUUGCUGGUCCGUGAUAGCAUCGGAAUAUUUCAGGAUGGGUGUAUAAUUGAUCAUGAUUUGCACACCAACAGCCAAGCUUGACAACGUGAGAUGAGCAAGCUGGCAGCGUCAAUCGUCACCUCUUGUCUAACAUCAUCCCUCUUCCACAUCUGCAUCUCUCUUCCUCCAAUCUCCCAAACUCCCCAACCAACAAAUCAAGCAACAAUGUCCCUCACCCUCCUCCGCCGCACCACCACCCUCCCAACAACCCACCUCCUCCUCCGCACCUUCACCAUGUCCUCGGUGCGAGCAGCAGAAGGCGACACCGGCGCCACCCGCUCCGGCGGCGCCUCGCAGGGCGACGCCUUCACCAAGCGCGAGCAGGCCUCCGAGGACUACUACGUCAAGCAGGAGGAGAAGAAGAAGCUGGAGGCGCUGAGGCAGCGGAUUGCCGACAAGGAGGCCGACUUGGCCAAGGACCGGAAGGAGGCCGAGGAGAUUUCGAAGAAGGGUUAGAGCUGCCUCUUGUCAAUGGGGUUGAGUGGUGGAUGAUGGGAAGGGCGGGGGAGUCGAGUGCCGUUUAGUGGUGCUUGAUGGAGGGGACAUUGUUGAUGGUCAGGCGGGUCUGGAGGUCUAUGUGUAUAGAUAACGCCGUAGGCGCCGGGAAAGUAACUCGACUCGAAUCAUUGCACAUCUG